UUCGAGACCAUACAAGAAAUUAGAAUUUGGAAAAGUCUUGGGCAUGAAGCACCGCCAAAAAUGCAGGAGCUCUAUGGAUUGGAAGAAAAACUGGGGAACUUAAACGACGAUGUUCAACUCAUGUGUCAUCAGUACAAUGAAGCAAUCCAAGGCAUCGAAGAAGAGGAUUUUGGUCUAUUUAUUGACUACAUUGCUAAGGUGAACGAAGAUUUAAAUCCUGCGAUGUUUUUCUACACGUGGUCUUCAAAUGUGCCAGAAAAUUAUUUGCAACGCCAACUCAAGUCUACUCUUGAAUUUAAGAAGCUCGUAAGAGAACUUAAUGAGACGAAGACGUCGAUGGAAACCAUAGCCACCAAUUUAGCAGCAUCCAAAAUUAUGAAAAUCAAUCCCAUCGACUUGUAUAGUUUCAGUGAAGUGCAGGAAGCAUUUGAGCACACCGUGAGGCACGAUUUUGAAGAGAUACUAGCCUGCCUUGAGAAAGUCAGAAUGCUGUUUGGAGAUAUUUCAGUUAAUGUAAAAAUUAAAUCAAAAUAUUUUAAAACACGUCUGAGCUAA
This is a messenger RNA of Cloeon dipterum, 555 nucleotides long. RefSeq lists its product as uncharacterized. NCBI's taxonomy places the organism in Eukaryota, Metazoa, Arthropoda, Insecta, Ephemeroptera, Baetidae. The coding region runs from base 61 to 555 and encodes 164 amino acids. The transcript is spliced from 3 exons. The record is from RefSeq and is a predicted model, not a curated record.